UAGGAAAUGAAGAGCUCAAGCGAUCAGCUGUUUUACUUGUUUCAUCCAAGAUAGAGAAAAAAAAGUAUAUCUCAUGUCAAAUAAAAAUUAUUAUGAAUUUAUCACGUGUGUUUUGUAUCAAAAUCUGUUCCGGAUAAGUUCAAAACGAAUAGAAAUAACUUUUCAAUUUGUCAUUUUUCUAACCUAACAUUUGCGAAGUUUUAAUAAUUUUCGAAAAAUAAGUGUUCGAUUGUGAACGUAUUCAUGAUGGAUUCAAGUUUCAGCAGGAAGAAUCCUUUCUAAAAAAAUGAAUAAAAUCAGUUCGCUGUUAUAUGUGAAAUAAUAAACAGAGGAACAUUUUUAGACAAGUUUUUGCCGCCAAAUUUACGACAGCAAGUGGAUAAUAAUUCAUAACGCACAGAAUGAAUAAUAGAACGAAAGUACUGAAUAAACAGUGGUCGUCGAAGAUAUAAUUAUAACUUGUGUUUUUUGUUAUACGUUUUCUCAUUUAUAUAGAAGGUUUCUGCAUUUCUUACGUGUGUACAAUUCGACGUAUGUGUAAUAUCGAUGAUGAAUGUAAAAAAGAAGGGAUGACCACGCAGUGUUACGAUGGGAAAAGCCAGUACGUUCUAACACGAGACGCAAUUGGUUGACGUGACAAUACAUAUAUACGUUUGCUCCGGGGAAGAACCUAACAAAUUCUUAUUAUCAAUGCGUAUCUGUGAUUCUGGUUUUAAUCGCCGUGUAUUUCCAGUCGUACGUGAACGGUGAGCGGUGUCACACACCAGUUUUGUCUUUACUUAUACUUAAUCAUCCUCUCCAAAAGAUAGUCUUAGAUAUUUCUAUUUUUUUCUUAAUUCAAUACACGUUGAAGUAAUUCAAUCAAAAUAUGCCGGUGUUGGAUGAUAUGGAAAUAGUGCAAACAGCGUUCAACGAACUUUGCAAUCCAUUCGAAAUGGGAUCUAAUACUGCUCAGAGAGUGCUCAGUGUAAACGGAUAUUUCAACAUUAUGGAGUCUCAAACUAUGAGUAGUGUCUCGUCUCCGAUGUCAAUGUCUCUUUCGCCACAGACCGAUGAAUCGAGUUCCAAUAUGUUUGCCAUGAACGAUGAAAGUUUUAUGAACUUUACCAAUUCCACAGCAAUUGAGUUACCCGCUCCUCGAGUUGUUAUACUGGAUCAGCCGGUAGACAAAUUCAGAUUUCGAUACAAGUCAGAAAUGAUGGGUACUCAUGGGUGUUUAUCCAGUGCUAGUACAAAGUCAAGAAGAAAAAGACAAGCUCCUACUGCAAAGCUGAUCAACUUUGUGGGUCAAAAGGCAAAAAUACGCUGCACACUGGUGACUUCAGAUCCAGACAGACGAAUGCCUCAUGCUCAUCAUUUGGUUAAGCGGGAGGGCAAUUCCGAAAAUGAAGCACCUUACGAGAUUGAAGUUUCAGCCGAAAAUGAUUUUAUAGCUCAAUUCCAUGGCAUGGGAAUAAUUCAUACAGCAAAAAAAAACAUCAAAACGGAACUCGUUAGAAAAAUGAUGGCAGAAGCCCUCGAAAAGCACAGAUGUAAAAAUCGGAAUAUUACUAGUUUGCGUGUUUCCGAAGAAACUCAGAUCAAAAUGGAUGCGGAUGCUGCUCAAAAGUGGAUGAACUUGAAUAGUGUUUCGUUGUGUUUUCAAGCUUUUGUUGAAGAUGAUUACGGAAUUAUGAAACCCAUAACAGAACCCACGUAUUCAAUCGCCAUCAACAACCUUAAAAGUGCCCUGACCGGAGAAUUGAAAAUUUGUCGCAUUGACAAAUUUUCGAGUCCAUGCGAAGGUGGCGAGGAAGUUUUCAUGCUCGUUGAAAAAGUUGGAAAAAAGAACAUAAAAGUUAAAUUUUUCGAGGUCGACGAAAAUGACCAUGAGAUAUGGUCAGGAUACGGACGCUUUUCUGAAUUGGACGUUCAUCAUCAGUACGCCAUCGUUUUCAAGACACCACCAUAUAAUAGGGAAAUUACAGCUCCUAAAGAAGUUUACAUAAAACUAGAACGACCAACCGAUGGUGACUUUUCUGAACCAAUAAAAUUCACGUACAAACCAAGAGACUGUAUUUUCAAUAAAAAACGACCGCGAAUUUCGUACUCCGGAAGUUCUGAAUUGAGUAGUAUUAAACAAAGUACAAACAACAUGAACCUUACGUCGAACGGAUCGUUUGAGAAUGCCUCGCAGGAACUCAUAAAAUGGCUUGGUGCUCAAAACAAGUUGACGUCUGAUGAAUAUGCUAAAUUUCUCAACUCCAUUGAUAUUCCUGAAUAUGCAAAAACUCUGGAUCAGGCCGAAUACGAUUCCAUGUUGACCACAGACGGAGGUUCUUCACAAAACAACGAAGCGAAUUUCGCUGAAAAUUUGGUACUUUCAACCAUGAAGAAAAUCGAGAAAACGCCAACGAAAGUAAAAGAUCUAUUCACUAAAAUGUUUGAAGAACGUUCCACUUAUGGGGACACCGCAUUACACUCCGCUCUUCGGCACGGACAACGCGAAAUUGUCAAACAUAUUCUCGUAAUGUUAGCAAGCGAUCCAGACUUGAGCAGUCUUGUUCACGUCAAGAACAGUUCAGGAAAGACACCGUUACAUUAUGCGGUCUUACUUAACCAACCGGAAGUUGUGAAGGCUUUACUUUUACUCGGAGCAGAUCCGAAUGAGCGCGAUGAUCGUGAUUUUUAUCCGCUUUAUUACGCGGUCAAAAGUCCUGAAGCGGGUGCGUGCGUCGAUGCUCUGUUAUCGAAAACAGUGAAAUUGUCGAUUCGAGAUGACGCUGGCUGGACUUUGCUACAAUUGGCGGUCGAAGCUGGAUCUAUUCACGCAGUCAAAUCUUUGAUAAAAGCUGGUGCCGAUGUGAACGAGACUGAGGUUUCGUACGGGCGCACCGCCCUCCACAUCGCAGUCGAAAAUGGUCAUACGGAAAUCGUCAAGUACCUUUUGGAAAAGACGGACAUAGAUGUCAACAAGACGAACUUGGGAGGUAACACCGCGUUGCAUAGCGCUGUCGUAAACCCGGGAGAUCUGGCAAAAGAAAUGUGCAAACUAUUGGUUGAACACGGAGCAGAUCCGUUCAUGCCGAACAACAGCAAAGAACCCAUGGAAGAGGAUGAUGACAAAGACUUGGCGGUGAGCGUCAAAGAAGAAAUUUAUUGCGAUGAAACAAUGGAAGAGGAUGGUGGUCAGACCUCGAUAGAUCUCGCAUCUAAUAAGCCUGAGAUUCUUCGAUUGUUGACUAAAGGCGGUGAAUCUUCUGCGACCAUCACAAACGCCUCGACAGUAGAAAUAAAAGAGGAAGUUGCGGACGUCGAUGAUACGUUGUCGGAACACUUGGACACAAUACUGCUCGAUAAACUCGCUAUUAUACUUGAUCGAAAUCGGAGUUGGGAGAGACUGGCGAAACAUCUGAAAUGCGAGUAUCUUUUGAGUACUAUCGAUGCCGAACAAUCGAGUCCAUCGAUGAUCAUUCUUAAUUACGCUGAUAUCCAAGGGAAUUUGACGAGAAGCAGUUUGAUCAACAUCUUGACUGAAAUCGGCGAGAAAAAAGCGGCUUCGUUCAUCGAACAAAUGACGAGUCCUUGAUUUUCAACAAAUCAUUAAUUCGACCUAAUGAUGCUAUGGACUCGAUCAAUCCUCACAUGUACAUCAGUUUUAUUCUGAAAUCUUAUUGUUAUAUAUAUGAUUUCACAGCGAUCAUGUAAAAUAUCGUUCUGCUCGGAGCGUGAAGUAUUUCAAGAUUUACAGUCAUCGCGAUGGACAUUACAUGGAAACGAAUAAACAAACCUUUGAUAUUU
This is a messenger RNA of Venturia canescens, 3780 nucleotides long. RefSeq names its product Relish (gene Rel). The record is from RefSeq and is a predicted model, not a curated record. The transcript is spliced from 18 exons. Lineage: Eukaryota; Metazoa; Arthropoda; Insecta; Hymenoptera; Ichneumonidae. Gene Ontology annotation, cellular component: cytoplasm. Gene Ontology annotation, biological process: regulation of DNA-templated transcription. Gene Ontology annotation, molecular function: RNA polymerase II cis-regulatory region sequence-specific DNA binding; DNA-binding transcription factor activity, RNA polymerase II-specific; protein binding. The coding region runs from base 869 to 3568 and encodes 899 amino acids.